Messenger RNA from Rubroshorea leprosula, 611 nucleotides. The record is from the annotation of a GenBank genome assembly. Lineage: Eukaryota; Viridiplantae; Streptophyta; Magnoliopsida; Malvales; Dipterocarpaceae.
CUCUGCUGUUUUUUUCUUCUCUUUCUUUUUUUUUGACCUUUGGAUUUGUGCGAAUGGAACCCAGCUCUUGGGUUGUCUCAAACCCAAGCGUUGGGUUCCGUGACGAACCCACGCCCGGUUCGUCUCAAAACCCAGGCGUUGGGUUCGCCUUGGAACCCAAGUGCGGAGUUUGCCGCGAACCCAGCUCUCAGGUUCAUCUCCGAACAGAAGAUGAGGGGAUUUUUGGUUUAGGGGAAAAGAAAAUGAGGAAGAAUAGGCGAGAAGCUCCUGCGGAAGUAAGAAAGUGGAGCUUCCGAACUUUGCAAAGAAACGACGAGAAGCUUAGCAUCUCGAAAGCUACAAUAGCUUCCAACUUAAGCAUAUUAAGGACAAACCAAGGAUAUCACUGUGGAUUCUACUCUCCCUUCCAUGGCAAUUGCACAAUACUGAAGCUGUGUAGGCCUGUCCAAGCUCAUGGCCCUAUCCCCAAGCUCUUAGGCUUUGGGUUGGUGGACCACUUGGCCUCUAAAGGCCCGUCCAACUACCCAUAUCUAUGAAAUGAUGUAGUGAUAUAUAAAAGAUAAUAAUAAAUUUUUUUCUAUAAGAUUGUAUAAUAAAAAUAUAAUUUAAAU